GGGUACUCGCUCUCUCACAGAGAAGGAUUGUCAUGUGCUAGGCAUGUGUGUUUGGGGGGUGGGCAUCGUGGCACGGAGCUGGCAGCCAGCAGCAGGCGGCAAGAGUCCUAGUUCUUCCUCCUGACAAAGUUCAGGGUUCAACCCCCUUUCAGGAGCCAAUCAUGUCUCCUCACUGAGCCUCACGGUCCUCACCUGUCCAAUGAGGAGGUGAACCUCAGCCCAGCCCAGCUCGCAGGUGUGGUGCAUGAGGACUCAGACAGAUAAUGAAGGCGAAUACAGCCACAUAAACAACAUCCAGAGGGAUCCGGGAUUACGAUCGACUGCAAGGCAAAUACAAGUUUGCACCGGUGUAUGCCAGACACAUGCAGAGAGCAUCACCCCCAGAUCUCUAACAGCACAGCUAUCCGGAUUGAGUUCAUUCAGAACCAUGGAGAGUGACCCCAGCCCUCAGCCUCCGCACUCAGAUUCCCUGGAGGCCUUUCCCCAGAAGAACCUGGAGCCAGGUGACAUUGCAGUGCUGGUUCUGUACUUCCUCUUUGUCCUGGCUGUUGGACUAUGGUCCACAGUGAAGACCAAAAGAGACACAGUGAAAGGCUACUUCCUGGCUGGAGGGGACAUGGUGUGGUGGCCAGUGGGCGCAUCCUUAUUUGCCAGCAAUGUUGGCAGUGGACAUUUCAUUGGCCUGGCAGGGUCAGGUGCCGCUGCAGGCAUUUCUGUAUCUGCUUAUGAGCUUAACGGCUUAUUUUCUGUGCUGAUGCUUGCCUGGAUCUUCCUUCCCAUCUACAUUGCUGGUCAGGUGACCACGAUGCCAGAAUACCUAAGGAAACGCUUUGGCGGCAACAGGAUCCCCAUCAUCCUGGCUAUUCUCUACCUGUUCAUCUACAUCUUCACCAAGAUCUCGGUGGACAUGUAUGCAGGUGCCAUCUUUAUUCAGCAGUCUCUGCACCUGGAUCUGUACCUGGCCAUAGUUGGGCUGUUGGCCAUUACAGCUCUAUACACUGUCGCAGGUGGCCUGGCUGCUGUGAUCUACACGGAUGCUCUGCAGACUCUGAUCAUGCUUAUAGGAGCACUCAUCUUGAUGGGCUACAGUUUUGCUGCAGUUGGUGGGAUUGAAGGCCUGAAGGAGAAGUACUUCUUGGCCUUGGCUAGCAACCGGACUGAGAACAGCACCUGCGGGCUGCCCCGAGAAGACGCCUUCCAUAUUUUCCGAGAUCCACUGACAUCUGAUCUUCCAUGGCCUGGAAUUUUAUUUGGAAUGUCCAUCCCAUCCCUCUGGUACUGGUGCACGGAUCAGGUGAUUGUUCAGCGGACUCUGGCUGCCAAGAACCUGUCUCAUGCCAAAGGAGGUUCUCUGAUGGCCGCAUACCUGAAGGUGUUGCCACUUUUCAUAAUGGUGUUCCCUGGUAUGGUCAGUCGUGUCCUUUUCCCAGAGCAAGUGGCCUGUGCGGAUCCGGAUAUCUGCCAGAAGGUCUGCAGUAACCCCUCUGGCUGUUCUGACAUUGCAUAUCCCAAACUAGUGCUGGAGCUCCUGCCCACAGGGCUCCGUGGGCUCAUGAUGGCAGUGAUGGUGGCAGCGCUCAUGUCCUCCCUCACCUCCAUCUUUAACAGUGCCAGCACCAUCUUCACCAUGGACCUCUGGAAUCACAUUCGGCCCCGGGCGUCUGAGAAGGAGCUCAUGAUUGUGGGAAGGGUGUUUGUGUUGCUGCUGGUGUUGGUCUCCAUCCUCUGGAUCCCUGUGGUCCAAGCCAGCCAGGGUGGCCAACUCUUCAUUUACAUCCAGUCCAUCAGCUCCUACCUGCAGCCACCUGUGGCUGUGGUCUUCAUCAUGGGAUGUUUCUGGAAACGAACUAAUGAAAAGGGUGCCUUCUCAGGCCUGAUUUUGGGCCUGCUCCUGGGCUUCAUUAGACUGGUCCUGGACUUCAUUUAUGCACAGCCUCGGUGUGACCAGCCAGAUGAACGUCCUGUCAUAGUGAAGUAUGUGCACUAUCUCUACUUCUCCAUGAUUCUGUCCACAGUCACCUUCAUCACCGUGUUCAUCGUGAGCUGUUUCACAGAGCCGCCCUCCAAGGAGAUGGUCAGUCACCUGACCUGGUUUACACGUCAUGACCCCACCGUCCAAAAGGAGCAGAUAUCACCAGCAAGCCCCCUGCCUCUUACGCCUUCUCAGAAUGGGACAACAGAGGCAACCAGCACCAGUAUCCAGUUUGAGAUUGUUCAAGAAAACACGUCCAAAACCCACAGCUGUGGUGUCACCCCCAAGCGGUCCAAGGUGGUGAAAGCCAUCUUGUGGCUCUGUGGGAUGGACAGUAAGGGCAAAGAGGAGCCCCCAAGCAAAGUGGAAGUCGUCAUACUUUCCCUGGAAGAAAACCCCUUCGUGAAAACCCUUCUGGAUAUCAACUGCAUCAUCUGCAUUAGCUGUGCCGUCUUUCUCUGGGGCUACUUUGCUUAAUGUGGAGUUAGCCCAGGCGUCUAAGCUCUCAAGUUUGUUUUCAAUGCCCCGGAUUUUUUAAUGAGUGAAAAAUAAAUUAAUAAUUUGUUUGCCACAAAGGUCCUAAGAUGUUUGCGGGCCACUUUCAACAUGACAUUUA
Messenger RNA from Tupaia belangeri chinensis (Chinese tree shrew), 2588 nucleotides. It is a transcript of the gene SLC5A11, whose product is annotated as solute carrier family 5 member 11. The record is from RefSeq and is a predicted model, not a curated record. The transcript has 16 exons. Gene Ontology annotation, molecular function: D-glucose:sodium symporter activity. NCBI's taxonomy places the organism in Eukaryota, Metazoa, Chordata, Mammalia, Scandentia, Tupaiidae. Gene Ontology annotation, cellular component: plasma membrane. Gene Ontology annotation, biological process: transmembrane transport. The coding region runs from base 245 to 2449 and encodes 734 amino acids.